CUCCCUAGCAACCGUGGAUACGAAACUUUCGGUAGAAAUAACUAGUCAAUAUCUUGCCUGAGGUUUGACGUCACACUAACGUCAUAAACCGGGUCGCACUAAAACUCCGCCAUGAAAACAAGAAAGAAAAGACCAUUCGACUUUUGGAAAGGUGUUUUAAAGUUGUCGAAUGACAAGAAGAAUUUCAAGGAUUUUAAAUAUUAACGAUAAACAAUGGUCAUGGCGGAUAGACCAACGAAAACCCCAGUUCGGGUGGGAUUUUACGAUAUUGAGAGAACAAUUGGAAAAGGAAACUUUGCAGUUGUAAAAUUAGGAAGGCAUAGGAUUACAAAAACUGAGGUAGCAAUAAAAAUCAUCGAUAAAACACAUCUGGAUGAAAACAAUUUGAAGAAGAUUUACCGGGAAGUGAAUAUCAUGAAGCUGUUAAACCACCCCAACAUUGUUAAACUCUAUCAGGUAAUGGAGACGAAAAAUAUGUUGUACCUUGUGUCUGAGUAUGCACCUAAUGGGGAAAUAUUCGAUUACAUACGUACACAUGGUCGUAUGACGGAACCCGACGCCAGGAAGAAAUUUUGGCAGAUCUUGUUAGCGGUGGAGUAUUGUCACAAUCACCAUGUUGUUCACCGAGAUUUGAAGGCAGAGAAUCUUCUCAUGGAUGCUAACAUGAAUAUCAAGAUUGCUGACUUUGGGUUUGGGAACUUCUUCAAGACCAAUGAGCAUCUCGGAACGUUCUGUGGCAGUCCGCCGUACGCCGCCCCUGAGGUGUUUGAGGGCAAAAAAUACCUUGGUCCACAAAUUGAUGUUUGGAGCCUUGGGGUGGUGCUGUAUGUGCUAGUCUGUGGGGCCCUCCCAUUUGAUGGAACCAAUUUACAGAUGCUGAGAGACCGAGUUCUACAGGGCAGAUUUAGAAUACCUUUCUUCAUGUCAGAAGCUUGUGAGAAGUUGAUCAGAAAGAUGCUAGUUUUAGACCCCUCCAAAAGGUACACCAUUAACAUGAUCAAAAAACACCGCUGGAUGCAGGAGGACGGGGGAGCACCCAAACAAGCCCCGCCCAGUCCUGUGAUUGGUCAGAAUGCAAAGAUGGGGGAAUACAAUGAACAGAUACUCCGACUGAUGCAAGGGAUGAAGAUUGAUAGGAAUAAAACUGUGGAGGCCUUACAGAAGGAUGCGUAUGAUCACUACACAGCCAUAUAUUACCUUCUAGUGGAACGAUUACGGCAACACCGCAGCAGUUUUCCUCCCGAGAAUCGAAUCGAUAUACGUAAGAGACGCCCUAGUACUAUUGCUGAUCAAGCAAUGAUGCACUCUAGUCAAGCGGCCCCAGCCCAGGGGCACCAACGCACAGCAUUAGUCAACGUUAAACAAGGCAAUUCAAUGUUCAGCCAUACAACGGAUUGUGUGACAACAACCAGUGCUAAUAGUAGUAAUCUCUAUCAGUUAUUUAACGACAGUGACGUACAGACGCCGUGUGGUGUUACGGGGUGUCUCCCCGACAUAAUGCCCAGCCCCUGUGUCAAACCUAUGGUGACCUCUAAUAACCUUCACAUGAUCACCACCUCAAUUGACGAAGGGGUGGAGGCAGACAUGACUGACUCCGAGAGUGAUUGUGGAAAUAACAGUAAAAAUAACGUUCAGUUUGUAAGGGAUGGUUACGGCAUAGGACUAAUUCCCAGCUGUGCUUUUGGUGACUUUUCUCAGUUGAAAAAGAAUACAAAUAACAGUUCUUCCUCAAUAAACACUGCCUCCCCUUUCACCAGUUUUGACUCCAGUUUAGAACCUGACUUCUCCUCUACCGUUUUAACCUCCUCCCAGCUUAACUUCUCUGGUGUUGACAGUCCAUCUUGUUCGUCCAUAUCCAACACAUUUACAUCAUCUGUAGGUGCUAAUUAUUCCAUGGGUCAACCAAACCCCGAAUCAGAAAAUGAAGAAGAUCCUGCUCAGGAUCGCAGUCAAACGAGAUCACCGGUGAAUUUCAGGGAGGGACGCAGAGCCUCCGAUGGGCUGGUCACCCACGGGGUUAUUGCUUUCCGGCAAAGAUUAAAAGAGAACAUGCGCGCCCCUGGGAUGACUGAGUUACGCAAAGAGCAUGACACUUUACAACAAAUGUUUUCACCAAACAUGACUCCAGAACAAGUUCAACAUAUUCAACAACAGCAUGCAGCAUAUAUGGAAUCAAGUGGGCGCCAGUGGCCCACCGAUGAGCAAAAUCAAAAAGCGAGACCUAGACCAUUUUUGAAACGUAUGAGUUUACCAUCAGAAAACUUUGACAUCCAGCCACAUAAACUGUUAGCUCUGAAGCAAAGUAUGCAGGUAGAACGCGCCAUGGAUCGGGUAUCUAGUCAUGAGGAAGUUGCAAAUGAUCCGAAUUCAUUUGAAUACAUGAAUAAACCACUCCAACAAGCAUUACUUCAAAGAAACCUUCAACAAAAGAGACAGAGUUGGCAACAAAAGCAUUGUCCCCUUAACCAACAAUUUCAGAAACUUCAGAUUGAUCAAAACUCAUUUCAACCUUAUCCUAGUCCAAAUAUUCAAAUUCUUCCGGAGCAGGCAGGUCAGACUAUGUUUGGAAAUAAUUUUCUCAUGGGUGCCAACAUCGGAAACCAACAACGAAUCAACGGACAAGGGGAAGAUCUUGGUCCCAUGGGACGACCACCUGUGAUACGGAAAGUCUCUUACAAGUUAGCACAACAACAACCAGUGAUGCCGCCAUAUUUAGAGGAGGGAAACCAAAAUAUACCGUAUUCUAUUGGCCAGCUGCCAAGUAACCAACAGCUGAUCAAUUUCAAUGGGACACCAGUAUCCUUUCCAGCAGUUACCACUCAGACAGAAACACCUGUAGUCCAAACAACACCGGGAAGGAAAAAUGCAUUUAUUCCUCGUGGGAUGGACUUGUUAAUUUUACAGCAGCAGAUUGCCUUUCAACAUCAACAGAAAACAAUGCCGGUCAUACCGGGAAUGGACGAAUCGGAUCAGGAGAAUGAACUCUCAGAGUUGAUGCCCUCGAGAGGAUAUCAGACGGGGUGUUUCCAGGAAGGCGAGCAGACAGAGUGCGCGCCGCAGGCCGAGUUUCAGAACUGUGAUUUUCAGGAGAACUUUGUGAACAACCAGACUGUUGUGUCACCUGAAGCAUGUCAGACGGUGACCAUGGCAACUGAUGAUGAAAUGGACUUCUUGUGACGGCAAAAUCGUUUUAUCUGAUCUUUGAUUCUCAGAUGCUCCGUGUAGAUCUGGUUUUCUUUUCUUUUUUUUUUUACUCUUGGAAUGUUUUGUUCCAAAGUUAUUUAUUGAUUUUCACAGAAUAUCCAAAGUGAAAUUUGUAGUCGAUGGUAAAGACCAAUUCAAACAUUUUGUGUUUGAUUAUUGAUUAUGAAUGUCAGAUUGAAAUUUCAAACUUUGAAUUUUUAUUUUUAUUUACUACAUGUAGGUUUAUAAAGUUUUUGAAAAUCGUGAAAAUUGCAUGAAUUUGUUUUGAGAGUCAAUUUUUACUUGCAUUUUUUGAUGGAAGUGUCCACCUGCUUGUGGUGGUUUUUGACAGAUGAAUUAAAAGGUGAAUGUUGCAUAGUGUACAAGUAAAUGUUGUUUAAAGUCGUUGACAGUUUUAUGUCUUUGUUCUCAUGCACACAUUUCACAGUGCUUGUUGAUUGAGAAGUGAUGUCUUUCAGGCAAAGAGAAUUUUUGAGUUUGUACAUAUGUGUUUAUAGUUAUGUCUUUCACUAAAAAGUGACCAUUAUGAGUUGUUGUACAUUUAAUAAAUUUUUUUUCUCUCUAUGCAUCAUCAUAAUCUCUGCCAUCAGCCAACACUGUUGGAGAAACCAUUUUUGUUUUUAAACUAAGGAAUUAUGGGAUUGAUAUGUUGAAGGCUCACAAGAGCUGCAGUUGUUACAUUGGUCAGUUUGUCUGUGAUUGUCCUUGCCACAUUGGGUCAAGGUUAAAUGACACUGUUGACUCAAAGUCUGAUAAUGAACAUUUGAAGUAUAACCUAUUUUAUAUUCAUCAAGACCUGGUAAAAAAUAAGUUCAUGUAUAUUUGUUUCCAAAAUUUCGAUUCGGACAAAAUCUUUUAGACCAUGCAUACUUUAUUUUGAAUGAAGUUUGUUACUACACCUUUGUAUAUACACAGGUGUUUAGAUUAAACUUCUGCAGUUUGUAAAUUGUUGGGUGAGCAUUGUGGCACAUUAUUCUGUUAUAUCUUUACAAUUAACCGUAAAGUAAUUCAGGUUAGGAAUCACUGCAGGAUGGGGAUAUAUUCCAAUGGAAUUCGGUCCUUGAAAAUUUUUUUUAAAAUGAAAUCUUUUUGAUCCAAAUCAUGAAGAAAACAAUGAACUUAAUUUUCUGGCAAAUACAAAUAGCUUGCCAAAAUUCUCUUGAUAAUCUGAUGUGAGUGUGUGUAUUUGUGUGUAUACAUAUGAAUGAAUGAAUGUAUAUAUGUAGAUUUAGAUUAACAAACUAGUAAUAAGUUGUAGAUUGAAAGAUUGUGGACUGAAAGUUAAUGAAAGAGAAGAUUUAUGUCCUGGUGUGAAACAGUGCUAAUUGUUGUGGUGCUAAGUAGAUUGUACAAACGUCUUAGUCUUGUUCAUUUUCUGGGCAGUCUAACCCAGUGCAAAGUUACUCCAAUUCAAAUACAUCAAAUUCUUUGUCUGUAGAAAACAUGGUGUGUAACUGUAAUGUAAUGUUGGUUAUAGCAGGUUUUCUGUGCACUAAGGCAAAUCAAGACUUAAUCAUAUCAGUGCAGAAUGGGCAUCUACUGGGAAAAUGGAGGGUUUUGUUUAGUACGCUGACCGAGGUAUAUUGAAUGUAAUGUGAUUACACCCACAGAAAAGGAUUAUCAAAGGAAAUUUAUAGAGAUGAAAUUUGUCUUGUCAACAGUGGAAUUAAUCACGGACAAAAUUGAUCCAUCUAUUUCAGAUUUAGAAUUAUUUCAUAUAAAACAUUGCUCAGAGACAAUUAAUAUGUGUCUCUUUGAACACUGAUUCAUGUCUAGGGUUAUUCAAAAUUGUAACAAAUCCUUUCUAAGUGUGUGUAAGAAGUGAAAUCAAUAACUAGAAAUAAGAUAUAACUUAACCUUUUCAGAAGGCAUUGAUUAUUCGCUCAAGCAAAACCUUUUUAUGCCAACUAUUCCAGCAUUGAUGUACAUGUAUAUUUAGACCAUUGAUAUAUAUUUAGAGAAAAAGAAUAUGGUUUUCUGAAAUUUUUUCUCAAACUUGUUUUUCCAGGUAGACAAGAAAUCAAAAGUUUGUUUUUACUGCCGACUAUAAUUUACAUGUUUUGAAGACUAUGAUUUGAUGCUUUAACGUAUUUUUGACUUGAUACAUACGCCUCUAAAAGGGUACACACUGUUAGUUAUUUCACAUCAACUUGUUAUUGUAUGGGUGUAUAGAACUUUAUCAGAGUCAUUAAAUUGUUAUGAAUAAUUCAA
Molecule: messenger RNA, 5415 nt
Organism: Ostrea edulis (European flat oyster)
Lineage: Eukaryota; Metazoa; Mollusca; Bivalvia; Ostreida; Ostreidae
Product: serine/threonine-protein kinase SIK1-like
Exons: 8
Coding region: 214-3177 (987 amino acids)
Biological process (GO): protein phosphorylation; intracellular signal transduction; microtubule cytoskeleton organization
Cellular component (GO): cytoplasm
Molecular function (GO): protein serine/threonine kinase activity; tau-protein kinase activity; ATP binding
Source: RefSeq, a predicted model, not a curated record